Messenger RNA from Syngnathoides biaculeatus (alligator pipefish), 1014 nucleotides. RefSeq names its product neuropeptides B/W receptor type 2-like. Gene Ontology annotation, molecular function: neuropeptide receptor activity; neuropeptide binding. Gene Ontology annotation, cellular component: membrane; neuron projection. The transcript has a single exon. Gene Ontology annotation, biological process: neuropeptide signaling pathway. Lineage: Eukaryota; Metazoa; Chordata; Actinopteri; Syngnathiformes; Syngnathidae. The record is from RefSeq and is a predicted model, not a curated record. Bases 1 to 1014 code for a protein of 337 amino acids.
AUGGAAAACGUGUCCGCCAUCUUCUCGCCGCCGCUGUGCGACGACUCAGUUGACUUCUACACUCUCUCCUCAGGUAACCUCACCAACCUGAACUGCACCCCUCCGUCCGAGUUCUACUUCUAUGCUGACCUCUACGUCAUCUUGCCCAUCAUCUACUCGGUCAUCUGCGCCGUAGGCCUGACUGGCAACACUGCCGUCAUCUACGUGAUUCUCAAAGCGCCCAAGAUGAAAACAGUCACCAACAUGUUCAUCCUCAACCUAGCCAUCGCCGAUGACUUGUUCACGUUGGUCCUCCCCAUCAACAUUGGCGAGCACCUCCUGCACUCCUGGCCAUUUGGAGAGGUUUUGUGCAAAAUCAUUCUCAGCAUCGACCACUAUAACAUCUUCUCCAGCAUCUACUUCCUGACUGUGAUGAGCGUGGACCGCUACCUGGUGGUCCUUGCCACAGUGAGGUCCAAGCGCAUGCCUUACCGCACCUACCGGGCCGCCAAAAUCAUCUCUUUGUGCGUGUGGCUUUUAGUCAUCCUCAUCGUGAUGCCAUUCAGCAUUUUUGCCGGUGUCUACAUCGAACCCAACGACGGGAGGAAGAGCUGCGUGCUCAGUUUCCCUGCGCCAGAGAGCUUGUGGUUCAAAGCCAGUCGCAUCUACACCCUCUUGCUGGGCUUUGCCAUUCCGGUCUCCACCAUUUGCAUCUUGUACACCAUGAUGCUCUACAAGCUGAGGAACAUGCACCUCAAUAGCAACGCCAAGGCGCUGGACAAAGCCAAGAAGAAGGUCACCAUCAUGGUUUUCAUCGUUUUGGCUGUCUGCUUGUUCUGCUGGACACCGUUCCACCUCAGCACCAUUGUAGCCCUAACCACCGACCUGAGGACCACACCCUUGCUCAUUGGAAUCUCCUAUUUCAUCACCAGUCUUAGCUAUGCCAACUCCUGCCUCAACCCAUUUCUCUACGCGUUUCUAGAUGAUAGUUUCAGGAAGGCCUUUAAAAAAAUGCUGGAAUGUAGACCUGCCUGA